This is a messenger RNA of Protobothrops mucrosquamatus (brown spotted pit viper), 1056 nucleotides long. Its product is annotated as mitochondrial import receptor subunit TOM70-like. The record is from RefSeq and is a predicted model, not a curated record. The transcript has 8 exons. Lineage: Eukaryota; Metazoa; Chordata; Lepidosauria; Squamata; Viperidae. The annotation marks the transcript as partial. Gene Ontology annotation, molecular function: protein binding.
CAAAAAUGGAAAGAAGUGGCCCAGGACUGCACAAAGGCAGUUGAACUUAAUCCCAGAUAUGUGAAAGCACUUUUUAGGCGUGCAAAAGCACAUGAGAAACUAGAUAACAAAAAAGAAUGUUUAGAAGAUGUUACUGCAGUUUGCAUUUUAGAGGGCUUUCAAAAUCAGCAAAGUAUGUUGCUAGCUGAUAAAGUUCUUAAACUUCUUGGGAAAGAAAAAGCCAAAGAGAAAUAUAAGAACCGGGAACCCUUGAUGCCUUCACCACAGUUUAUCAAAUCUUACUUCAGCUCUUUCACAGAUGACAUUAUAUCUCAGCCUCUUCUAAGGGAAGAGAAAUCUGAUGAAGAUAAAGAUAAAGAAGGAGAGGCCUCCAUAAUAAAAGAAAACUGUGGCUAUUUAAAGGCAAAGAAAUAUAUGGAGGAAGAAAACUAUGACAAAAUAAUUAGUGAGUGUACUAAAGAAAUUGAAGCUAAAGGAAAAUAUAUGGCAGAAGCCUUGCUGUUAAGAGCUACAUUCUAUUUACUUAUUGGUAAUGCAAAUGCUGCCAAACCUGAUUUGAAUCAGGUUAUUGUUAUGGAAGAUGCAAAUGUAAAGCUUCGUGCUAAUGCCCUCAUCAAACGAGGAAGUAUGUAUAUGCAGCAGCAACAGCCUUUACUCUCUACUCAAGACUUUAAUAUGGCUGCUGAUAUUGAUCCUCAGAACGCGGAUGUUUAUCAUCAUAGAGGACAGCUAAAAAUUUUGCUUGACCGUGUAGAAGAAGCUGUAGAAGAUUUUGAUGAAUGUAUCCGUUUGCGCCCAGAUUCUGCUUUGGCACAGGCACAGAAAUGUUUUGCUUUGUACCGUCAAGCCUAUACUGGAAAUAAUACUUCUCAAGUACAAGCAGCAAUGAAAGGUUUUGAGGAUGUUAUUAAGAAAUUUCCAAAGUGUGCUGAAGGUUAUGCAUUGUAUGCCCAGGCAUUAACAGACCAACAGCAGUUUGGCAAAGCUGACGAUAUGUAUGAUAAAUGUAUUGAUCUUGAGCCAGAUAAUGCUACUACCUACGUUCAUAAGGGGUAA